Sciurus carolinensis (gray squirrel) is the source of this 4283-nucleotide messenger RNA. RefSeq names its product solute carrier family 35 member E1 (gene Slc35e1). The record is from RefSeq and is a predicted model, not a curated record. Gene Ontology annotation, cellular component: Golgi apparatus. The transcript is spliced from 6 exons. NCBI's taxonomy places the organism in Eukaryota, Metazoa, Chordata, Mammalia, Rodentia, Sciuridae. Gene Ontology annotation, molecular function: antiporter activity. The coding region runs from base 40 to 1275 and encodes 411 amino acids.
GCCGUCGGACGGGCGGGAAGGGGCGGCCGCUCGGGCAGGAUGGCGGCUGCGGCAGCGGCGGUGGGCGCGGGCGCCGGCGCUGGUGGCCAGGGUGCGGCGGGCAGUGGCGGCGGGGCGCGCGAGGGUGCGCGGGUGGCAGCACUGUGCCUGCUGUGGUACGCUCUGAGCGCGGGCGGCAACGUGGUCAACAAGGUGAUUCUGAGCGCCUUCCCGUUCCCGGUGACCGUGUCGCUGUGCCACAUCCUGGCGCUGUGCGCGGGACUCCCGCCGCUCCUCCGCGCCUGGCGUGUGCCCCCCGCGCCGCCUGUCUCGGUCCCCGGGCCAGGCCCGCAUCCAUCGGCCGGCCCGCUGCUGCCGCCACGCUUCUACCCCCGCUACGUGCUGCCGCUCGCCUUUGGCAAGUAUUUUGCGUCCGUGUCAGCGCACGUCAGCAUCUGGAAGGUGCCCGUGUCCUACGCGCACACUGUCAAGGCCACCAUGCCCAUCUGGGUAGUCCUCCUGUCCCGGAUCAUCAUGAAGGAGAAGCAGAGCACCAAGGUGUACUUGUCACUCAUCCCCAUCAUUAGCGGCGUCCUGCUGGCCACCGUCACUGAAUUGUCAUUUGACAUGUGGGGACUCGUCAGUGCCCUUGCUGCCACACUGUGCUUCUCGCUUCAGAACAUAUUCUCCAAAAAGGUAUUGAGAGAUUCACGGAUCCACCAUCUCCGCCUGCUGAACAUCCUGGGCUGCCACGCUGUCUUCUUUAUGAUCCCUACAUGGGUCCUGGUGGACCUCUCAGCUUUCCUGGUCAGCAGUGACUUGACCUAUGUCUCCCAGUGGCCCUGGACACUCCUGCUCCUGGCUGUGAGUGGCUUCUGUAACUUUGCCCAGAAUGUCAUUGCCUUCAGCAUCCUCAACCUCAUCAGCCCCCUGAGCUACUCCGUGGCCAACGCCACAAAGAGAAUCAUGGUCAUCACAGUGUCCCUGAUCAUGCUGCGCAACCCAGUCACCAGCACCAAUGUACUGGGCAUGAUGACAGCCAUCCUGGGGGUCUUCCUGUACAACAAGACCAAGUAUGAUGCAAACCAGCAAGCCAGGAGGCACCUGCUCCCGGUCUCCACGGCAGACCUGAGCAGCAAGGAGCGCCACCGGAGCCCACUAGAGAAGCCCAACGGCAUCCUCUUCCCCCAAUAUGGGGACUAUCAGUAUGGCCGCAACAACAUCCUGACAGAUCACUUUCAGUACAGCCGGCAGAGCCACCCAAACGCGUGCACUUUGAACCGCUAUGACGUAUAGAGUGCAGAGGCUGGGGCAGGACAUCCUGCGACCCCUGCCCCUGUGCCCCCAGCAGCAUUGCGACUUCUGACAAGCAGUGAAUGUACCACCCUGCUGAGAGAACGGUGCGCGACUUACCAUCAGGAGACCCUGGGGUUUCUGGCUGCCAAGUGGGCAGCCGGGGACAUGAGUACAGCACGGACGGUGGUGGGCUCUGGGCAGAGGGAGAUCCGAAUGGAGACCGGUGACGCUCUUUCUUCCUGGAGUCUGUCAUCACGGGCCGUGACCCCACGGAGCUCUUGGCCAGAUUUCACCUUUCCGCGUGGAGUUCUUCCUCAAGCAGUGUGUUUCACACUUCUUGCUCAGCUUUCCAGGGGACAUCCUGGACCAGAGAAGGGAGAUCACUGUGGACACAGACCUGGGAGCAAGCACGAGCUGAUGUCCUGGGGGGUCAAGGAGAGGAUCGUAGGGUAGUGCUUGAGGAUGACAGGCUAGCUGCUUUAAUUCACUGCUUGGACACGCAGAGGACCAACAUGGGCAUCGUGCAGGCAAGUGGCCUGGGAGAGUUACUCCAGACACCCUGGCAACCAGGAUGGACCCAGCACCCCAGGCAGCCCCCAGGCAGCCCCCAGGCUGUUGGCAGUUACAGGCAAGCACCGCGGAGUGAGCGCCUCGCAGGUGGCACUGAAUUCCUGGGCUUGAGUCUUUGACUGCAGGUUGGAGUCAGAGCCCACCCAAAUCCAGGGGAAGGGAAAUGGCGUCUCCAUCGUCCACCUUUCUCUUCCCUUUCCAGAGCAGGGCACGUCCCCUCUCCAGGCAGCACACAGGAUCUUUAGGAAUCAUGUGUCUCAAGCUGUGUUUCUGUGGUCCUUGUCUUUUUGUACGAGUCUUGGCCGCUUCAGUGAUGACUUGGAAGGCUGUUUGUUGGGGAGAUCUUGAUUUCAUGAGGAUCUUGCAUUUUUCUAAGGAAUAUUUUAUAGUUGUGUGAUUUUAUGCCACGGUCCCCAUUAGGGGACACAGCAAGACUGGCUUAUGGAUCAGAAUUCAUCAUUUCUAAACGUUUAAAAAGAAGAAAAGUUCCUACUGGUGAUGCCUAUCUGACUAGUUUGGUAAUAAGCAAGAAGCAGCGAAGUGUUCUGAAGCUUUUCUCUUGAUGACCACAAUCACUGAAAAUGGAUGGAGUCCAGAAUAUUAUCUCAAUAUUUUGUGUGACAACACCGUCAGUGGUUUGCGUCCAUGAUCUGCUUCUGUGUUGUGUGUACGUUAGGAUGAACCAUCUCCUAGAUAGGGGAGAAGCGGGAGCACCAAGCUAGGGUUUUGUUUGCCAAAUCAGAUUCUUUGGUUAAUAAUGCAUUUGGGAGCUGGGCACAGCGGCACGUACCUAUGGUCCCAGCUACUAGGGAAGCUGAAGCAGGAAGAUCCCCUAAACCCAGAAGUUGAAGGCCAUCCUGGGCAACAAGGUGAGACCCUGCCUCAAAAAAGCUUUUAAAAGUUUGGGUUUGGGCAGAAUCAUAUCAGGAAAAUUAUAGGACCCCAGGAUGGCAAGGUCCCCAUUGUGGCCUUAGUCUUUUUUGGCAUCACGAAGGGGCCGUGCCCUCACAGAGGGGACCACUGGCUUGGCUUCUGCGGUCUUUUUGAUGAUAACUGCCCUUCUUUCUUCAGCACUGUUCCCAACCUCCAGGUACAUUUGGGGACAGUGGGUCACGGAUAGGACACCAAUUCGCCCUUUAUCUCCUGUUAAAUGCAGUGUUUACCCAUUCAGAGAGGAAGUAACACUGCUUCUGCUUGACUCCUGGUUUUGUUGGGUUUUAUUUUGUGUUUUGCUGUUGAUAAUUGGAAUUUUGUAUUGAAGAGGUUCAGUUUUGUCUGCUUAUGAAUGGGCCUUCCUCCUUGUCUAAGUUUACUCAUCAGCGGGCGGCCUCAGGAGAAUCCCUGUUUGUCCGUCUGUGGUUCACUUGCUUAAUACAUAUUUUGAUCCCAGGUUUUAAGACAAUUGCUAGGUAAAAUAGGAAGAAACAGUCCUGCCGAGCGCCUUCACCAGAAGCUGUGGAGCCUGCGGCUGAACUGUUCUCCCUGGUGAAUGCAGUCCUGCACUGCAAAGGUGUUAUGGUAGUUGUUUACGAUUAUAGUUAAGUGAUUCCUCAAACAUAUCAUUCAACUCCAAAAUGAAUUAUGCCUCUAUUUGGAUUUAAUGAAAUUUCUAAUGUUACUGAAAUUUGCAUAUUAACUUGUUUUCCUUUUCCAAAGCAAGAUCUGCUGGUGAGAGGAACUCACCAUAAAACUGUCUGGUUUUAUUAUGGUUUAUAAAUUAAUAAAUGGGAUAUUUAAUUCUGUACAUAAAUUUACAGCAAGUACAUACACUGGAAUGAAUGAGACAAUCAUGUUAGAUCAGCUUGUCAGAUCAAAAGAUAAAAAACACGUCUUGAAGGUUCCAAGUUGACACUGGGACUUUCUGAGGCUGGUGCCCUUGCCCGCUGCCCUCUCCUCCUUGAGUGGGCAGCUCUGUGCCCCUCUCCCUCCUCACUGCUGGGGUUGCAGUACUUGACCCUUCCGUGAUGUGGUCUGGCCUGUGACAACUCCUACCCAACUCCUUCAUUUGACAGAAGGAGAAAACGGCUUAGAGGGCAUUUUUGAAUAGUGUUUGUUCACUAUUGUGACUUGGUAUGAAAUUUUUAUGCACCUUAUUUUAAGUCAUUCAUUUUAGGGGAAAUCAGACCCUUAUGACAAAGGAGAUAAGCCAAAUAACAUUCAAAUGAGGAAGUACUUAAGUUUCUGAUUUUGCUCUGUAUCUAGUCUAUGCCAUGUAUCAGAUCCUUUAUUACCUCUGGGACAUAACCAGACCCGAAUACCUUAAGGUCUUACAGCCUUAAGAAUCCAGAACAUUAAUUUAUUAAAAGACCUGAAAAUUCCUAGAUUCGUUUUCUAAAUUGUCACCUGUUUGCAAGACUUCAAUGGUAUCGACUGUUCUGUGGGAAUAACUGUAUAUUCAUGAUGGCGUUUACCAAAAAUAAAUGAUGGUCUCCAGGGAA